UGCGAGACGAGAGACAGAUGCGCUCUCUGCAUGCAUCCCGUCUUCAACAGGGGGAGCACAGCCACGGAACGAGCGGUCGAACAGCAUGAGGUGAGGGAUUCUUCCGCUCAUCAUAUCUAAGCAGAAAAGGGACCAUGAAAGCAGAAGACCGGAGAUUUGAGCAGCUGUAUCAUCCUACGGAUACUUCAGGCAUUCGUUCACUCUAAAAGCGUUCACUUCUUACCGACGUUGAAUGACGAGGCGGAAUGGCAGGUGGACGUCGAGGACUUGUGGCCCCACAAAACACUUUUCUCGAGAACAUCGUCCGACGAUCCAAUGAUACCAACUUUGUUCUGGGCAAUGCCCAGAUUGUGGACUGGCCCAUUGUGUACAGCAACGACGGCUUCUGCAAGCUCUCCGGUUACCACCGUGCUGAGGUCAUGCAGAAGAGUAGCACCUGCAGUUUCAUGUAUGGGGAGCUCACAGACAAGGAGACGGGUGAGAAAGUGCAACAGACCUUUGAGAAUUAUGAGAUGAAUUCGUUCGAAAUUCUCAUGUAUAAGAAGAAUCGGAUGCCGGUGUGGUUCUUUGUGAAGAUCGCUCCUAUCAGGAAUGAGCAGGACAAGGUGGUGUUGUUUCUGUGCACGUUCAGUGACAUCACUGCAUUCAAACAGCCCAUUGAGGAUGACUCUGUGAAAGGAUGGGGUAAAUUCGCUCGGCUCACCCGGGCCCUGACGAGCAGUCGUGGAGUGUUGCAGCAGCUGGCACCCACCGUCCAGAAGGGCGAGAACGUCCACAAGCACUCUCGUCUGGCUGAGGUCCUCCAGUUGGGCUCAGACAUCCUCCCACAGUACAAGCAGGAGACGCCUAAAACUCCUCCCCACAUCAUCCUCCACUACUGCGCCUUCAAGACCACCUGGGACUGGGUCAUCCUCAUCCUGACCUUCUACACAGCCAUCAUGGUGCCCUACAACGUCUCAUUCAAGACCAAGCAGAACAACGUCACCUGGCUGGUGGUGGACAGCAUCGUGGAUGUCAUCUUUCUGGUGGACAUCGUGCUCAACUUCCAUACCACAUUUGUGGGGCCUGCCGGAGAGGUCAUCUCGGACCCCAAGCUGAUCCGGAUGAACUACGUCAAGACGUGGUUCGUCAUCGACCUGCUCUCCUGCCUGCCGUACGACGUCAUCAACGCCUUCGAGAACGUUGACGAGGGGAUCAGCAGUCUCUUCAGCUCCCUCAAAGUAGUCCGUCUGCUCCGCUUGGGCCGGGUGGCCCGUAAACUGGACCACUACAUUGAGUACGGUGCCGCUGUCCUAGUCCUGCUGGUGUGCGUCUUUGGCCUGGCCGCCCACUGGUUGGCCUGCAUCUGGUACAGCAUCGGCGACUACGAGGUCAUCGACGAGAACACCAACAGCGUGAGGAUGGACAGCUGGCUCUACAUAUUGAGCGAAUCGGUGGGGACGCCGUACCGCUUCAACGCCAGUGGCUCCGGGAGGUGGGAGGGCGGGCCUAGCAAGGACUCGGUCUACAUCACUUCCCUCUACUUCACCAUGACCAGCCUGACCAGCAUCGGCUUCGGCAACAUCGCCCCCACCACCGACGGAGAAAAGCUCUUCGCCGUGGCAAUGAUGAUGAUCGGAUCACUCCUGUAUGCAACCAUCUUCGGUAAUGUGACCACCAUCUUCCAGCAGAUGUACGCCAACACCAACCGCUACCACGAGAUGCUUAACAGCGUCCGCGACUUCCUCAAGCUUUACCAGGUGCCCAAGGGCCUCAGCGAACGCGUCAUGGACUACAUUGUCUCCACAUGGUCCAUGUCUAGAGGCAUCGAUACAGACAAGGUGUUGCAGAUUUGCCCCAAGGACAUGCGGGCGGACAUUUGUGUCCAUCUUAACAGAAAGGUGUUCAAGGAGCACCCAGCCUUCCGACUGGCGAGCGAUGGGUGCCUACGGGCCCUGGCCAUGGAGUUCCAGACCACCCACAGCGCCCCCGGGGACCUCAUCUACCACGCGGGCGAAAGCGUAGACAGCCUCUGCUUCGUGGUAUCCGGAUCCUUGGAGGUCAUCCAGGACGAUGAGGUUGUGGCCAUAUUAGGAAAGGGGGACGUGUUUGGGGACGUCUUCUGGAAGGAGGUGACCCUAGCCCAGGCUUGCGCCAACGUUCGGGCCUUGACCUACUGCGACCUCCACGUCAUCAAGCGUGACGCUCUGCAGAAAGUUCUGGAGUUCUACAUGGCCUUCUCCAACCACUUCUCCCGCAACCUGCUGCUCACCUAUAACCUCAGAAAGAGGAUAGUGUUCCGGAAGAUCAGUGAUGUGAAACGCGAGGAAGAGGAGAUGCUCAAGAGGAAUAACGAGGCCCCUCUGAACCUUCCUCCGGACCACCCCGUCCGUCGCCUCUUCCAGCGCUUCCGGCAGCAGAAGGAGGCGCGACUGGCAGCGGAGCGAGCCAGUCAGGGGGAGCCACCGGACGUGGAGAAGGGCAUCGUCCAACUGGAGCCAACCAAGGUCCAGGAGGUCCUCGCCUCUACCAGCAUCAUCAUGGUGACCGAGAGCCCUGCCACUCCCACAGCUUCGUCCACAUCGUCGUCUUUGUCCUCCAGGCCUUCUAGCCGAGUCAUGCUUCAUGCCCCCGCCAUCCAAAACGGAAACCUCGUAGGCUGCAAGUCCGCAGAGCCUCCACCAAAGACCAAAAAGGGCUGGGGUCGUUUCAAAGAGUCUGUUGUGAAAGCAGAGUCGUGGAGCAGCGUUUCUAACGCCGAGUCCAUGGAGACCUUGCCGGACAGGACUAAGUCCCAUAACGAGAUGUCUCUCAAGAAGACAGACUCUUGUGACAGCGGUAUUACUAAGAGCGACCUGCGCUUAGAUAACGUGGGUGACGCCCGCACUCCACAGGACCAGAGCCCUGUGCAGUCAGAAGGGAAGCUGGUUGUUUGUCCUAUACCCGUACAGACCAUGCACGCCUCUUUCCUGGAGCUGAAGCAGCAACUUAGGGGAGACAUCGGGUCUCUAAAUGGCCGCAUGGCGGUGGUGGAGGCACAGCUGGCCGAGAUGCUUCAACUGCUCAAAUCGAAAAAGACCUCUGGUUCAAGAAAGGCCUCUCGCUCAUCCAGUUUCUUUGAGAUGUCACGACCGGCAUCCCCCGAUUCCGAUAAGGACAACAGCUUCUCACAAUCUUGACACUGCAUGUUUUGUCAGUCUAUGCAGUGUUUCCCAACUCCAGUCCCCGAGUAACCCCAACAGUACACAUUUUUGUUGUAGCCCCAGACAAGCACACCUGAUUCAACUAAUUAUCAAGCCCUCAAUGAGUUGAAUCAAGUGAGUUUGUCCAGUGCAAUACCAAAAAUGUGUGCUGUUGGGGGUACUAGAACUGGAGUUGGGAAACAUUGGUCUAUGGGACAUGAAGUGAAUACAUCCUAGAGUUCAUCCAGGAGCUGGCUGCGGUGUGGCAAAAAUGUGAGAAAGGUUUUGUGAAGACUUGGGCAGUAAGAUGUUCCCAAAUUAGUAUAGAUGAAUAUGAGGGAUUUUCUUACCCUUCUUUUAUUAUUAUUAGAUAUAGGGGUAAUCUGGAUCAAAAAUGCACAUCUGGAUUAUCUCUGCACCUUGAGGUACAUACUGUGCGAUAUUCCAUGGAUCUACUUUUGUAGGGGGUUGUUUUAGUUUUAAGAAUAACUUGGUCACAUAUUUCUCGUGGUAAAAUGACUAAACCCUUAUGGAGGUUUGUGCACUCGUAAUUGAAAUUAGGAAUAAUAUUUUAUUGCAUUUAUAUAUCGAGUUUUUCACCGGGUCUCAAAGCACUUCACUUUGCAGGGGGUGAUGUGGCCAUGAUAACAUGAGCAGUGUGGAGCAACAGCGAAGACGCACAUAUCUAAAAUGGCAUUUUCCAUAAAUGGAUUUGCUUUCAUUUUUUGUCAAAGAUUAAUGCAUUAUUGGGAUAAAAUACAAUCUUGUAAAUAAUGAUGGAUUGUUAUGUUGGAUAUCCAUCACUGCCCAAUGGCAGCGUAUACAUGUACGUGAGCACAGUUGCACAAUAUAUGAAAGCAUACCAUGUGUGGUAUAUUUUCAGGGGGAAAGCUGGAUAUUUUGGAUUUUGUUGUGUGGUAAAUGUCCUCACAUGAUAACAUGUUUGGUCAUUAUAAUACUGUAUGUUGCUAAAUUAAAGUUACACCAAAAAUACAUGUUAGAGCCAUUUUUUAAAGUACACGUUUUCACCCCAUCCAACCGUUAUGUUAUUUGGUUUUGUCCAGUCAACAACCAAACAAAUGUUGCUAUGCUAGCUCAAAGCACGCAUUGGCAACAACUGUAAACUUGUGUAGUAAAGCAACUUUUGCACAGAAAUACCUUGAAAGCAUUGUGGCUUGUUAUUUACACCAUUGCUCUCUCCUUGUGGUAUUAAAAUGGAGGAAAAAUCAUGAUUGUGAACUUUCAAUGUAUGGUGGAAAUCAUGGUAUCUUUUCAACCAUAUUUUGUGAGUUUCUAGUAAACAUCCAUCUUAAAUUGUCAUGGGAAGAAAUCAAAAUGAAUGUCUCGAUUAUGAAACCGUUGUGCAUUUCUGGUCAUCACUGUUGAUAUAAUAUGCAAAGUAUUGCCAUCUACAGUAUAUUGUGUCUUUAGCAUUUGUAUUGCAAUGUUAAAGGAGUAAAAGGAGAUACAGGUACAGAAUUAUUGGAACCCUUAAUAAAGAUGAGCAAAUAAGACUGUGUAUAAAAUAAAUAAUACAAAUACUGAGCUAUAUUGUAUGCCAAAUAAAUUGGGAAAAUUAUAUUUUAUACUAAUACAAUUGUUCAGAGAAAGAAGAUUUUGUUUAAUUAGUAAUAAUUGUUUUCUCUAAAAAAAGAUAGGGGUCAAUUAUUGGCACCCCUGUUUUUAAUAAUCCGGCACCCUCCCCCCUUGCGAGAAUAACAGGCACUGAGCCUUUUUCUGAAAUGUUUUCUGAGAUUGGAGAACUCAUUGGGAGGGAUCUUAGACCAUUCCUCCAUACAGAAUCUUUCCAGAUCCUUGAUAUCCUUUGUCUGCGCUAUAUGGAUUGCCCUCUUUAAUUCAAACCACAGGUUUUCAAUGGGGUUCAAGUCCGUAGACAGAUGGCCAUUGCAAAAUGUUG
This is a messenger RNA of Coregonus clupeaformis (lake whitefish), 5079 nucleotides long. RefSeq names its product potassium voltage-gated channel subfamily H member 1-like. Gene Ontology annotation, biological process: regulation of membrane potential; potassium ion transmembrane transport. Gene Ontology annotation, molecular function: delayed rectifier potassium channel activity. Gene Ontology annotation, cellular component: membrane. The record is from RefSeq and is a predicted model, not a curated record. The transcript has 12 exons. The coding region runs from base 246 to 3158 and encodes 970 amino acids. Lineage: Eukaryota; Metazoa; Chordata; Actinopteri; Salmoniformes; Salmonidae.